Messenger RNA from Wasmannia auropunctata (little fire ant), 563 nucleotides. Its product is annotated as embryonic polarity protein dorsal-like. Gene Ontology annotation, biological process: cellular response to stress; non-canonical NF-kappaB signal transduction; inflammatory response. Gene Ontology annotation, cellular component: cytoplasm. NCBI's taxonomy places the organism in Eukaryota, Metazoa, Arthropoda, Insecta, Hymenoptera, Formicidae. The record is from RefSeq and is a predicted model, not a curated record. Gene Ontology annotation, molecular function: DNA-binding transcription factor activity. The transcript is spliced from 2 exons. Bases 279 to 548 code for a protein of 89 amino acids.
UAAUUUAUCUGCAUUGGUAUUUCCAAACUUAUGAUCUGCAUACGUUAUUUUAUACAAUAUAGGAGUUAAAAGAUCUUAUCGGAUUUAUAUAAUUUAUCUCCAUCUAUUUCCAAAUUGGCUUGCAGUGCAUAUGUUAUAUAAAAUGUUGUAUACAGGGGUUAAUAAAUCUUUCCGGAUUCUGUCGUGCACAAAAAUUUCAUAAUGCCAUUUGAUAAAACGUCACACAUUAAUAAAAUCUGUGGUAUCUGUGGUAUCAACAUUGUGUACGUUAAUUUGCAAUGCGGAAACUAACAAUAACGAGUGCUGCAACCAAGAAAAGCCUCAUUGUCCUAAGCGAACAGGGAAUGUUAGAUCUUGAGAUUUGCAAAUUGAGCCAUUGCAGCGCAACGAUUGCUGGUGGCAUGAAAAUGAUUUUACUAUGUGAAAAAGUCGCAAAAGAUGAUAUACAAAUAAGAUUUUUUGAGGAGAGAAAUAGACAACUAUUCUGGGAAGGAUACGGCGAUUUUGAACCAACGGAUGUACAUAAACAAGUAAGUGAACAAAGAUAGUUGUGUAAGCUGUUA